Messenger RNA from Monopterus albus (swamp eel), 2922 nucleotides. RefSeq names its product WW domain binding protein 11 (gene wbp11). Gene Ontology annotation, biological process: RNA processing. Lineage: Eukaryota; Metazoa; Chordata; Actinopteri; Synbranchiformes; Synbranchidae. Gene Ontology annotation, cellular component: spliceosomal complex. The record is from RefSeq and is a predicted model, not a curated record.
UAGCUUGUUUUGAUGACUUUUUAAUCGCCGUUUCCGGUCUUGCUCGCGGCAGCAAACAUGGCGAACGGCUAAUGAAUCGUUGUCUGCAUUCAUAUUUGACGGCUUCUGAUUUUGUUUGCAGGGCGUAAACAAUACGUUUUACUAUACUUUUAGCACCCAGUUGUGCAACUGUAGGGCGCUGCGCUCUACAUGUUUUACUUGACUAAAAGGUCGAAAGAGAGACACCGGUAAAAUGGGGCGGCGUUCGACCUCCUCCACGAAGAGUGGGAAGUUUAUGAACCCCACCGACCAGGCCAGAAAGGAAGCCAGGAAAAGGGAGUUGAAAAAGAACAAAAAGCAGAGAAUGAUGGUGAGAGCGGCGGUGCUGAAGAUGAAGGACCCUAGACAGAUCAUCAGAGACAUGGAGAAGCUGGAUGAGAUGGAGUUCAACCCCGUUCAGCAGCCCCUGCUGAAUGAGAAGGUGUUGAGGGACAAGAGGAAGAAGCUACGUGAGACAUUUGAACGCAUCGUCCAUCUGUAUGAGAGAGAGAAUCCUGACACCUACAAGGAGCUACGCAAACUGGAGCUGGACUAUGAGACCAAACGAGGGCAAUUGGCUCUCUAUUUUGACUCUGUCAAGAAUGCAGAGUCCGUGGAGGUUGACAGUAUCCCUUUACCAGAUAUGCCUCAUGCCCCCUCCAGUAUCCACAUCCAGGACAUCCCUCUACCAGGAGCUCAACCUCCCUCCAUCCUAAAGAAGACCUCAGUUUUUGGUAAAGGACCCCUGUCGUCAUCCUCUGGACCGGUGGUGGUAACAGUGCCAGGUGUUCCACGUUUACCUCCUGGAAAGAAGCCCCCUGGCCCCCCACCUGGGCCCCCACCUCCACAGGUCCUGGCACUGUAUGGCAUGCCUUCUCGACGAGCUUUCAGCACAGAUGCAGAGCCUUCUAUUCCUGGUUUAGAAAAGGACUCAGCCAUGGACCUGGGAAGAGAUCGGGACGGUGGCAGUGACAGUGACAGAGAUCGGGAUGAUUUGGACGACGACGACAGCGACUCUGAGGAGGACAGUGAAGAAGAGCGAGAUGAAGUGGGGGGCGGUGACCAGAGAAUGAGUGUCGACAGGCUGGAUGAUGAGAGGGAAAGACGGGAGGAUAGAGACAGGAAUGAAAGACCUGCUGGUCGCAGUGUGCGUUUUGCAGAUAUACCUGCAGAGGCACCGCUUGAAGUAAAAAGGAAGAAAAAGAGGCUGGUGAAGAAGAGCAAGGCCAUUACCCCUCUGCAGGCCAUGAUGUUAAGGAUGGCAGGUCAGUCAGUUCCUGAGGAGGAAGAGGAAGAGGAAGUUGAGGAGGAAUACACAGAUGAGUCAGACAGCUCGGACAUCGAGGACAGGGGACCGCCAGGGGACCACCAGUCCCACCUCAUGGCCACUCAGCGUCUACCCCCUCCUGCUGGGCCAGGGGGACAGCAAGGGCCUCCACACUUGCAGGGUCCACCAAUGACUGGGCCUCCACCACUGGGGCCACCCCCAGCUCCUCCAAUGAGGCCUCCUGGCCCCCCCUCUGGCCCACCUCCUGGUCCACCACCAGGUGCUCCUCCGUUCCUGCGGCCUCCUGGUAUGCCUGGGGGCAUGAGGGGUCCAAUGCCUCGUCUUCUGCCUCCUGGCCCCCCACCAGGUAGACCUCCUGGCCCUCCACCAGGCCCCCCUCCUGGCCUCCCACCAGGCCCCCCACCGAGAGGACCCCCUCCCAGACUGCCACCCCCGGCACCCCCAGGCAUCCCACCUCCUCCCCCAAGAGCAGGAGGGCCCCCGCGUCCACUUGCCCCACCACUGUCCCUCUUUCCUCCACCUCUCAACUCCAAUGUGCUCAGUGCUCCUCCCAACAUUGUCCAGCGGCAAAAAGGCUCAGCGCCCAGCCAGGAUGGUUCACAGAGCAGCUUACCGCCCCCUGCCAUGCCCAUGCCCAUGCCCAUGCGACCAAAUGUCAUGCAAAUGCCCCCUCCCCCAGGGACAGCUGCUGCCUCCACAGGCACCAAUCCUGGCAGCAACACCCCCAGCCACCACCACACAGCCACCAUAGAAAAACGAGCCAACAUCACGUCUGUGGCAGGCGCAGGAGGCAGCCCGGCAGCCGCUGCACCCGGGGCCACCAUCUCUGCCAAACCUCAGAUUAUCAAUCCCAAGGCGGAGGUCACCCGCUUUGUGCCCACCGCACUGAGGGUGCGUAGGGACAAAAGCAGCACCAUGCCUGGGGCAGCAGCUGGGCCUGUGGAGAAAGCAGGGAGUGCUUUUGGAGGAAGGAGGGGAGAUGAAGGCAUGGGAGGAGGCCAGGGGCAGAAACAGCAGGCAACAGCUGCACCGACGGGCGCCCCAACCCAGAUGGGUGCUGUGUCCCAGCCCAACAUGAAGACUAAGGACCAGGUGUACGAAGCCUUUAUGAGGGAGAUGGAGGGACUCCUCUGAGACUUGAGGGGAAGUGUUCAAUGGGUACGCUCUACAACACCAGUGUAUCUAUGUGUUUUCUGUGCAGAGUAACAGAGGUAGUUUAUCUAGCAAACCAAGGAAGCAGGAAGGCUGCUGCACCUUCAGCAGGCCCAUCCUGAUUUAGUCAGGUUGUAUCAUAGAGAAUGUGAAUUAAUUUACAUACUUAAUCUGACUGUAUAAGUAAUUGGACACAUUUAGAUUGAUUGCUGUUCCAUUAAGUGAAACACUAUGCUCAGCUCUGUGUUUUCCCCACAGCUUUUUUUCUUCCAGCUAUUUGUCAUUUGCCAUGACCAGAAAAAGAAUUUUGUGUCAUUGUUUUACGGUCAACCAUUUAUUUUAUUGGUGAUCUCCUGAACAUGUUGGGCAUCAAAAGAAAAGUGUGGAAUGUUUGUCAACCAGUGAUGAAACCUUUGCCUGGAACUGACCUGUAGCCAAAUAAAUACUUCAGUGUUUUCACCUCA